Molecule: messenger RNA, 2059 nt
Organism: Oryzias latipes (Japanese medaka)
Lineage: Eukaryota; Metazoa; Chordata; Actinopteri; Beloniformes; Adrianichthyidae
Gene: rexo4
Product: RNA exonuclease 4
Biological process (GO): rRNA processing; DNA catabolic process
Cellular component (GO): nucleus
Molecular function (GO): 3'-5' exonuclease activity; nucleic acid binding
Source: RefSeq, a predicted model, not a curated record
UAUUUGACUGUUACUCAUUCCAGAAGCACCGCAGCAUGGCUUCGUGAAUGUGAAGGUAAACAACUUGAAACAUAAUUUUUCCCUGUUUGGGAGGAUAAUAAAGUGGCUAUUUUUGCUAAUAGAAACAGUGUGUGCCCUUUAUCUGGGAUACAUAUGUAUGUGACACAGCGUUAACUGUUUUCGUUUACAUCUCACCUAAAAUUGGCUUCUUUCAAAAACGUGGCUGUGUAACACAGCAAAUACUCCCUGAAGUUUAAAGAAGUGCGACCACGAUGUCUAAAAUCAAAGGAAAGGAAACUCCUGCUGGAAAAACGCAACAGCUGACGUCCAAAGAAAAAAGGAAGAAGUUUUUUAUAAAGCAUAAUCGUAAAAAACAAACUUCCCAAAAGACUCUAAACAAGAAAAAUCUAGAAAAUCCUGGAGCAAAGCAAACUGCACCACCACAGGAUCCCCAACAGUUUUCUUCCAACUGGAAAGCAUUACAAGAGAUCUUAAAGAGCAGUCAGCCAGAGAAGAAGCAGCCUGUUACACCAAAACAUCGGAAUGGUGUCUUCCCUAAGAAGUUUAAAGGAAAUGAGCCUAAAAAGUUUCAAAAUAAGAGCCCUGCUCCCAGCCAGGUGCACACAGACAGAGAGGGAAAAGUCAAAAGUGGCGAUGCCCCAAAGGAGGAUGGGGUGAAGGCAAAGAUCCACGCCGCCUUAGACAAACUGCAACCUGGUGGUGCAAGGAAAAGGCAAAACGAAAAGACAGACAAUGAGAAACCAGCCAAGAAAAAGAAGCCCGUCACUGAAGAGAGGAAACCCACAGAGGAGGACCUUUGGUUUGAUGACGUCGACCCUGACGAUAUUGAGGAAACGAUGGGAGCCGAGGCUGCAGAGAUCAUGAGGAGGAAACAAGGCAUGAAAACAAGCAAGAACGUAGAUAGCGUUCUGGUAAAAGAGAACGCCUUUGAUGGCAUCACCAAAGCUGUAGCUAUUGAUUGUGAGAUGGUGGGAGUCGGUCCAGAUGGGGAGGACAGCAUCCUGGCACGUGUGUCCAUCGUGAACCAGUUUGGAAAAUGCAUCUAUGACAAAUAUGUCAAACCCACAGAGAAGGUGACAGACUACAGAACAGCUGUCAGUGGGAUCCGACCGGAACACAUUAAAAAUGGGGAGGAUGUGCAUGUUGUGCAAAAGGAGGUGGCUGAAAUUCUGCAAGGAAGAAUUGUGGUUGGUCAUGCAAUUCACAAUGACUUAAAGAUUCUUCUCUUGGAUCAUCCAAAGAAGCACAUUCGGGACACUCAGAAGUAUAAACCCUUUCGGAAGACUGUAGGGAGCGGCCGACCUUCGUUGAAACUCCUCUGCAGAGAAAUCCUGCAUGUGAAGGUGCAGCAGGGAGAACACUCUUCUGUCCAAGAUGCUCAGGCCACCAUGAGGUUGUACACUUUGGUGAAAAAACAGUGGGAAGCAGAGUUGAAAGCAAGCAAGAAAAACAGCGACUCUAAUAAGAAGAAUGAGAGGAGGCCCAGGAAAAAACAAAAUCAGUAAACACAAUUAUCCAAAUAUAACUUAUAAUUCAGAGGUUAAACAUAUGUUUUGUAAAUUAAACUUUUCACAAAAAAGUGUAAGUUCUUUUAAAAAGGAAGACAAAAUAUAUCAUCAUGGAUAGCCUGAUUCGGAUGGAGACUUGUUUGUUUAAAGCACAGUGCUGCACAUUUAACCUAUUUAAACAGGAGGCUCAAAGCUUUAGCUUGAAUUUGUAUUCAUUUUUUGUCAGCCUAUGUAUUAAAAAAGAGAGAUCUUAAAAAAUGUAGAAAAAAACGUAAGUAUUCCCAGAAGGGUUGUAAAAAUGUUAGAUGGCCGUCACAUGUAAGUUUCAACAGUUUUGUGUGUCUGAACAUUCGUUUGAGCGUAAAACCAUCUUUUCCUGUUAAGACAUUUUCCAGCAGUGAAGAAGUUGUUUUUCCACAAUGUAUCUUUUACCUCUGACAAAAAAUGACCCCUGUAUGUGCAAGUUCAAUGUCUGUUGAUGUAUUUUUUUCAUAUGGAUUAUUGUUUUUUAAAUAAAUUGAGAAACAAUU